UGCCCUGGAUGUACCAGGGCCAAAGUCCUGGGCAGCCACCACCCUUUAAGUGUUCUGAGAAGUCCUGCAGGGAACGUGUUUGUUUUAAGCUUAAUGCAACGUUUCUCUGUCUUCCUGGGCCUCGAACCUUGUUGGGCACAGCCUGCCAGCAGGCCUGGGGGAGGGUGCGACCCUGGGCCAUCCUCACCUCGUCUCCUCCCCUCGCAGGUGGAGAUGCUAGAACGGAAGUAUGGGGGCCGCCUCGUGACCCGCCAUGCGGCCCGCACCAUCCAGACAGCCUUCCGCCAGUACCAGAUGAACAAGAACUUCGAGCGGCUGCGCAGCUCCAUGUCUGAGAACCGCAUGUCCCGCCGCAUCGUGCUGUCCAACAUGAGGAUGCAGUUCUCCUUUGAGGGGCCUGAGAAGGUGCACAGCUCCUACUUCGAGGGCAAGCAGGUCUCGCUGACCGAUGAGGGUGCCCAGCUUGGGGCCCUGGUGCCGGCCGAGUGCAGUGAGCUCAGCGAGCCGCCCCCCCUCAAGGCCCCUGCCCCAACUGGCGACUUCACGGACGCCAUCACGGAGCUGGAGGACGCCUUCUCACGGCAGGUGAAGUCGCUGGCCGAGUCCAUUGACGACGCACUCAACUGCCGCAGCUUGCACGCGGAGGAGGUGCCUGCGCCUGAUGUGGGGCGGCCCCGGGGCGCCGAGCCCCGCCCACGGGACGAGAUGACAGCCUCCUACAGCGACGUCACCUUGUACAUCGAUGAGGAGGAGUUGUCGCCACCCCUGCCCCUGUCGCAGCCAGGGCGCCGGCCAUCCAGCGCCGAGUCGGACCUGCGGCUGCGGGCCGGGGGCGCCGCCCAGGACUACUGGGCCCUGGCCCACAAGGACGACAAGGGGGACACGGACACCAGCUGCCGGAGCACGCCAUCGCUCGAGCCGCAGGAGCCGCGGCUGCGCGGGGAGCACCUCCCACUGCUCACCAUCGAGCCGCCCAGCGACAGCUCUGUGGACCUGAGCGACCGCUCAGACCGCAGCUCGCUCAAGAGGCAGGGCGCCUACGACCGCGGCCUGGGAGGGCAGCAGGGCAGUCCCAAGCACGGCCCCCCCAAGGGCCUCCCCCGGGAGGAGCCGGAGCUGCGGCCCCGGCCCCCCAGGCCCCUGGACGGCCACCUGGCCAUCAACGGCUCGGCCAACAGGCAGAGCAAGUCCGAGUCGGACUACUCGGACGGGGACAACGACAGCGUCAACAGCACGUCCAACUCCAAUGACACCAUCAACUGCAGCUCCGAGUCGUCAUCCCGGGACAGCCUGCGGGAGCAGACGCUCAGCAAGCAGACCUACCAUAAGGAGACGCGCAACAGCUGGGACUCGCCCGCCUUCAGCAACGACGUCAUCCGUAAGCGGCACUACCGCAUCGGCCUCAACCUCUUCAACAAGAAGCCCGAGAAGGGCAUCCAGUACCUCGUGGAGCGCGGCUUCGUGCCCGACACGCCGGUGGGGGUGGCCCACUUCCUGCUGCAGCGCAAGGGCCUGAGUCGGCAGAUGAUCGGGGAGUUCCUGGGCAACCGGCAGAAGCAGUUCAACCGGGACGUGCUGGACUGCGUAGUGGACGAGAUGGAUUUCUCUGCCAUGGAGCUGGAUGAAGCCCUCCGGAAGUUCCAGGCGCACAUCCGGGUCCAGGGGGAGGCCCAGAAGGUGGAGCGGCUAAUUGAGGCCUUCAGCCAGCGGUACUGCAUCUGCAACCCCGGCGUGGUGCGGCAGUUCCGGAACCCGGACACCAUCUUCAUCCUGGCCUUCGCCGUCAUCCUGCUCAACACCGACAUGUACAGCCCCAGCGUCAAGCCUGAGCGCAAGAUGAAGCUGGACGACUUCGUCAAGAACCUCCGAGGCGUGGACGACGGCGAGGACAUCCCGCGGGAGACGCUGGUGGGGAUCUAUGAGCGCAUCCGGAAGCGGGAGCUGAGGACCAACGAGGACCACGUGUCGCAGGUGCAGAAGGUGGAGAAGCUCAUCGUGGGGAAGAAGCCGAUUGGAUCCCUGCAUCACGGGCUGGGCUGUGUGCUCUCUCUGCCGCACCGGCGCCUGGUCUGCUACUGCCGGCUCUUCGAGGUUCCAGACCCAAAUAAGCCCCAGAAGCUCGGGCUGCACCAGAGAGAAAUAUUCCUGUUCAACGACCUCCUGGUGGUCACCAAGAUCUUCCAGAAGAAGAAGAACUCGGUGACGUACAGCUUCCGACAGUCCUUCUCCCUGUGUGGCAUGCAGGUCCUGCUCUUCGAGAACCAGUAUUACCCCAACGGCAUCCGGCUCACGUCUGCCGUCCCAGGAGCAGACAUCAAAGUGCUAAUAAACUUUAAUGCUCCCAACCCCCAAGACCGGAAGAAAUUCACGGAUGACCUGCGGGAGUCCAUCGCGGAGGUGCAGGAGAUGGAGAAGCACAGGAUAGAGACGGAGCUGGAGAAGCAGAAGGGCGUCGUGCGGCCCAGCAUGUCCCAGUGCUCCAGCCUCAAGAAGGAGCCAGGCAGUGGGACUCUGAGCCGGGCCUGCCUGGACGACAGCUACGCCAGCGGCGAGGGCCUCAAGCGCAGCGCGCUCAGCAGCUCCCUGCGGGACCUCUCGGAAGCGGGGGUCCAUCAUUAGCAGUCCUCACAUGCGCCGGAGAGCCACAUCAACCCGAGAGUGUCCACCUCGCCCACAGCAGACCAUGCCCAACUCAUCCUCCCUCCUGGGCUCCUUAUUUGGGAGUAAGAGAGGGAAGCCCCCUCCCCAGGCCCACCUGUCCUCGGCCCCUCCCCAGCCACCCCCCCACCCGCCGGGCCUUCCCCACCCGCAGCA
This is a messenger RNA of Vicugna pacos (alpaca), 2814 nucleotides long. The record is from RefSeq and is a predicted model, not a curated record. NCBI's taxonomy places the organism in Eukaryota, Metazoa, Chordata, Mammalia, Artiodactyla, Camelidae.